GUACAGGUGGUGGUGGUAUGGUAUGUAGGCCUAGUAUGAGUCUACCAGGCUGUAACCAACCAGAUAGUCAAUAGCUUGGAACAUUUAUAUUUUGAAAUAGGCCGAUUGAUUUAUUAGGCGAUCACCUACGUAAGUAUACUUCUAGGGUGAUGUAUAGUAAUCUGAAAACAUAGCUGGACUGGAUGACCCAACCAGGCUGUCUUGGGUUCAUUUCUCCCACAGAGGCCUAACUUUUGAAUUUGGCGCUGAUGGUGACGUUUUGAGCGGAUGCUUAAUGUUUCGUCAUGAUGAAUCACGUAACUGUAUGCCUACGGCUUGUCAAGGAAUCCUACUGCAUGACCUGAGUUAGCGAUUCAAUCACCAGCUGUCUGGUGUAAUUUCAGAUACAUAUUUAUAGCGUUUUGUUAACAAAUAGAUGACAAGCGAGGCGCUUUGAAACAAGAAUCGAUUGAGAAGCAUUAUGAGAAGCAGUGUGUUACGAACUAUCGGCAGUACCAUUACAUGUGUGUUGGUUGGUGGUGGUGUAUUGAGCGCCGUUGCUGGGUGUACAGAAAAUACAAGAUCGACAUCUAAGAUGGGGGUAGAUUAUACUGCAGAAUCUAACGAUGUUUCUGAACGAGUUUGGAAACUUUAUAAAUCAACUGAGUGGAAAGAAGCAAAAGUGUCUAAGGAUUCGGCAGAUCUCACACGGAAAGAAGUAAAAGUUUCUUACAAGAAAUCUACGGAAUUCGAUGGCCAUGCGUAUCGAGCAGAAUGUACAAUUGAGGCUCCUCCAGAAAAGAUCAUUAAUUUCCUGUUGCCAUGUCCGAAAGGUCAAAGGGGUAAAUGGGACAAGAGCGUCAAGGAAUCGUCCAUCGUAGAAAAUAUAAAUGAGGAUCUUCUUGUGUCACGGACUGCCACACACAGUGCUGCCAUGGGCCUUAUUUCCUCCAGAGAAUUCUGUGACUUGAUCUUGAUUAAGAAGUAUGCUGGUGGUAUUCUCAGUACCAACUCCAAGAGUAUAUCCCACAGUGACUGUCCCCCAAGAGACGGGUGCGUCAGGGGGUUUAACCACCCUGGUGGAACAUUCUGCAUCCCACAGAGUGAUGGAAGUACGAAAGUCGUUAACAUAGUUCAAACUGAGCUUGGUGGUAUGUUGCCGACAUCCCUGGUGGAAUCAGCCGUGCCAAGCAGUCUAAUCAACUUCUUCGUAGAUUUAGAACAAGCGGUAAAAGCGAGUAGUUCAUAACAUGAGACGGUGAAAACAAAUGGCUAAUAACAUAAGGCAGUGUAAACAAGUGGCUCAUAACAUAACAGAUGGUGAAAACAAGCGGCUUCUAACAUAACAAAAGGUGAAAACAAGCAGCUUAUAGAGAAGAAAUCAACAGUCUUACGGUGCUCUAAUAUUUUCCAGUUCCUGCACAGAUAUAGAUCUUAAGUUUCUUUAAUUCUCAUGUUUUCAUAAUUUAAACAAAAGCUAUUGGACAAUUAAUAAUAUCCUAUGGAGAUUAUAUAUUGAUAGAUGUAGAAUUAUAAUAGCUUGACAUUUAUCAAAAAGAAAGUUCAGUCCAAGUGGAAAUGUCAGACCACAAUAUUUAUAUACUAUAAUGUCAAAUAUCAAAAGGAAAGGAUGAUGAACGUUUUUUUUAUGUGAUGUGUAGAUGGAUGGAUUUUCUUAUCAAGUAAACAUGUUUUGUUUCAUUUGUAAUGUUAAGUUGAUAUGUAUGUUUCCUGAGUUUGAGGUUAUCAAAAUUAAUGAUCACUAGUUUCUGGAUGUCUCACCCUACAGUAAUUGAAUAUGGUUUUAUCAAAUAAAUGAAUAAUAGUAAUAAUUAACUACUUUAUUAAGUACCCAUGCAUCCGUUGGGACCUCCUUUGAAUUUUUGUACUGGUUUCCUUGAUAAGAAAAUCCAUUCUAACAAUUGCCCCAGGAUAUGCUCAUUUUGCUUUUAUUUUCCCCCAAUUUUUGCUCUACUAAAUCUUACAAAGACUCUAUCGUCCUUGAUAAACCUGAAACUUUCUUUACUAAUUUGGUGACCAUCUAAAUUUCUAAUUGCUUUUAUAUAAUAAUAACUGUUAUAUAGCUUUUUGAAAACAGUGAUGAUAUCUUUUGGUUUCCUAUGUAAUAGUACAAAGCCACUUGUCCGUCCUUGUUCCCUUGCCCAGUUCCGCACCCCAUUUACCCCACAUUAGCUCAGCUAUACUGGUUCUUCAUCUCCAGUUCCCCUGCCGUAGUACCCCAUCCAAGUUUCCUGCCGCUGUACACAUUCGCAGAAUGUCUGUGUGUUACUACGAUCCUUAUGUGCUUUAUAGACAUGCUUUAGUGUUGUAAGCCUAUGGUUGGCUGGUGCUUAUAAUGGUAAGAUGUCAUUGGUGUGCUUAAGCCUUAUUGUAUCCUGUGGUAUCUUAAAGUUAAUCAUGCUUACAUUGACUUAACAUAUUGGAAAUAAUGUACACACAAAGCCCAGAGUCCAAACUAUCAAAUAUUAUUUUAAAAAGAAAAAAUGUGACAUGCCUAAAUAUGGUCAUAAUGAUAUCACAUGACCAUAUACAGGCUUCAUUUUGUUUCGUUUUAUUUGGCAUUACAUUAAAAUAUAAAGUACAAAAAAUAUCAAAAUAGGAAGAUACAAUAGCAAAAAAGUCAAAAGUUGCAAUAAAAUACUUCAUCAAAAAUAUAUUUGAGUUACCUCGAACAUCAUAUACCACGUAAAAAAUUGAUGUUAACAAACAGAUAUUAAUCCAGGAUAACCCGUGAAAGUUCUGAAGAACUUGUUUCCAACGGGGUCCAAAAAUAUCACAUGAAAACAAAAACGGAGACAGACAAAAGAAGUGGUAUAUGAUGUACAAGAUAAAACUUUUUUUUUUAUUGGCAUAUAAUGACUAUAUAUAACCACCAUAUAAGUAUACCACCAUUUUUAAUUACUGAUAUAUUAUUUACUAGUGAAUGAUUGGCUGGCUCUGAAAUGAAAUUUAAAAGCUUUUAUACACAUAACAGUAACCAAAUUGGUUAUUUAGACAAAGUUUUUUUUUCUGUAUUUUUAAACUAGCUGCAUGAUAUAUUUUGUGUAAAUCCUCAUACUGUAUAUAAUUUCCACCAUUUAAAUAUAUAAAUAUUCAAAAACAUGUAUGAAUAUUCAACAACAUAUAUAUGAAUAUUUAAACUUUCUAACAAAUUGUAGGCCAUAUUAUAAAGGCAGAUAUUGUAAAUAUAAUUAAAAGAUGCGCUAGCUAUUGAAUAAGAAAAAGCUAAAUGUAUAUGUUAAAAGACUAAUGUGCAUUCCCUCCUUGGUAACGCCAGUGCCGAUUGUACAAAGAAAAUUUGUUCAGCUGUGCUUGCUAAUAAAUUAAAAAGUGCUAAAAUU
Anneissia japonica is the source of this 3341-nucleotide messenger RNA. RefSeq names its product stAR-related lipid transfer protein 5-like. NCBI's taxonomy places the organism in Eukaryota, Metazoa, Echinodermata, Crinoidea, Comatulida, Comatulidae. Bases 461 to 1228 code for a protein of 255 amino acids. The record is from RefSeq and is a predicted model, not a curated record. The transcript has 6 exons. Gene Ontology annotation, molecular function: lipid binding.